CGAAGGUUUCGGAGGUGUUGGAUGAGCUUGAAACUCGUCUGACGUGGAUGAUUCCGGUCCUGCGCGCUGUGAUCGAUUCUAGUCAGCGAGGCUACUACGAGGUUCGGUGGGCUCGGCUAUUUUGCUGACCUCCCAACCUUCCAAAAUUAUUCCUACAAACAAAUUAUCAUGCCCAAGCCAAAUCUGGAUUUCCUCUCCUUGAAAGCCACAUAAUUUAGCUACUUUUAGAGCAAGCCUAUAUGUGUUUAGUGUCUAAGAACACUGCAGUUGGAGACACCAUCUGCGUCUUCUUUGGCUUGGACAUGCCUUUUGUUAUACGGAGGGAGGACGAUUAUUAUAUAUUGAUCGGCCAAUGUUAUGUAGAAGGCGAAACCAUAAAUUAUCUCGAAGAAGGCCGAUUCGGUGUUACAUAGUCUGCCUUAAGAUGAUCACGACCGUGAAACUUGU
Molecule: messenger RNA, 447 nt
Organism: Hyaloscypha bicolor E
Lineage: Eukaryota; Fungi; Ascomycota; Leotiomycetes; Helotiales; Hyaloscyphaceae
Exons: 1
Coding region: 240-413 (57 amino acids)
Source: RefSeq, a predicted model, not a curated record